AUGGACAAGUGGAACAUUGGGCCUUUUAAUUUCAAAACUUUGCCUCCUACGCAGAUACGAGAGGAAUGGUUGAAAUACAAGAGAAAUUUUCAGUAUAUCGCACUAGCGAACGAAGAGGAAGACCAAACAAAGCUAAAAUACAUUUUUCUCGCGAAAGCUGGUCCAGAUGUACAGGAAGUAUUCAGCUCGCUCCCGAGCGCUGAUGUUAUAGAAGACACGGAAAAAACUAUUAAACCAUUCGAAGUAGCUAUUCAACAUUUCGAUAAGUAUUUUGCACCGAGACACCACGAAACCUUCGAACGACAUAUAUUUUGGACCCUAAAACCGAGCACGGACGAGUCCUUGGAAAAGUUUUUACUUCGAGCAACUGAACAAGCAAGAAAAUGCAAUUUCGGAACAUCGAAAGACACGAGUAUAGAAAUCAGUGUCAUCGAUAAGCUAAUACUUUUGGCCCCUUCAGAUUUGAAGGAACAGCUGCUUCAAAAGGAAAAGCUGACACUGGAUGAACUUGGCAAAAUGGUAAACGCUUACUCAUCAGUGAAAUAUCAAGCAAGUCAGAUGACAAGCUCGAUACCCGGGAGCAACCUGAAUGCUCUCGAUGUGGCUGGAAAGGUCAUCAUGCAAGUGAUUCAAAAUGCCCAGCUAAAAAACAAAGUUUGCGAUAAAUGUGGCAAAACCGGACAUUUUGCAAAACGCUGUAGGAGCUCAUCUGGAACUAAGCGCACUGCUCACGAGCAACAAGCAACAGUGAAAAAGCGCCGUCGUAUUAAUGCAAUCGAUGUUUCUGCAAAAGACACCGACGAACAUACAUCGAACUUUAUUUACAGUAUUGGCGAAACAGAAGAAAUUAUUUGGGUUAAAGUCGGUGGAGUCUUAGCCCAGAUGAUGAUCGAUUCAGGAUCAUGUAAAAACAUAAUCGAUGAGCGAACAUGGCGCCAUUUGGUAGUACAGGGUUUAACGAUGAGAAAUGUAAGGAAACGUUCCGAUUUAACGUUCAAACCUUAUGGAUCACACGCAGAACCUCUGGAGGUACUGAGAGUUUUCGACGCGGAUGUAACAAUACAGGAUGCGGACAAACUUUUGAAGCAAUAA
Malaya genurostris is the source of this 1092-nucleotide messenger RNA. RefSeq lists its product as uncharacterized. The record is from RefSeq and is a predicted model, not a curated record. The transcript is spliced from 2 exons. The coding region runs from base 1 to 1092 and encodes 363 amino acids. NCBI's taxonomy places the organism in Eukaryota, Metazoa, Arthropoda, Insecta, Diptera, Culicidae. Gene Ontology annotation, molecular function: zinc ion binding; nucleic acid binding.